This is a messenger RNA of Elephantulus edwardii (Cape elephant shrew), 1161 nucleotides long. RefSeq names its product pre-mRNA-splicing factor 18-like. Lineage: Eukaryota; Metazoa; Chordata; Mammalia; Macroscelidea; Macroscelididae. The record is from RefSeq and is a predicted model, not a curated record. The coding region runs from base 1 to 1161 and encodes 386 amino acids. The transcript has 2 exons. Gene Ontology annotation, biological process: generation of catalytic spliceosome for second transesterification step; RNA splicing. Gene Ontology annotation, cellular component: U2-type post-spliceosomal complex; U5 snRNP; U4/U6 x U5 tri-snRNP complex.
AUGCGUAACGCGUCCCUGUGUGAGCUGCGCCCCUAUUGGGCCCGAGACUUGGAGGAAAUGAGAGCGCGGCGUCGAUUGGUCCGGCCUUCCCUGCAAUGCGUCAAACUGGGGCGAGCCACUGAGUGGUGGUGUGUCCAACCUCAGAAGCAUAGGAAGCAAUUGAAAAGACCACUGUUUGUGGAAGAUCGGAACCUGUUGGAGCAAAAUAAAAAGUAUUUCAAGCGAAGUGAACUUGCAAAAAAGGAAGAGGAAGCAUAUUUUGAAAGAUGUGGCUACAAGAUACAACCAAAAGAAGAUCAGAAACCGUUAACUUCAUCAAAUCCAGCAUUAGAACUUGAAUUGGCAGAGGAAAAAUUGCCCAUGACUCUUUCUAGGCAAGAGGUAAUCAGAAGAUUACGAGAAAGAGGAGAACCAAUUAGAUUAUUUGGAGAAACUGAUUACGAUGCUUUUCGGCAUUUAAGAAAGAUAGAGAUUCUUACUCCAGAAGUUAAUAAGGGAUUGAGGAAUGAUCUGAAAGCGGCGUUGGAUAAGAUUGAUCAGCAGUACCUCAAUGAAAUUGUGGGAGGCCAAGAACCUGGAGAGGAAGACACGCAGAACGAUUUGAAAGUUCCUGAAGAAAAUACCAUAAUUGAAGAGUUAGAGGCGCUGGGAGAGUCUUUAGGAAAAGGGGAUGAUCAUAAAGACAUGGAUAUCAUUACCAAAUUCCUCAAGUUUCUUCUUGGUGUUUGGGCUAAAGAAUUGAAUGCCAGAGAAGACUAUGUGAAGCGCAGAGUGCAGGGUAAACUGAACAGCGCUACCCAAAAACAGACCGAGUCCUAUCUCAGACCGCUUCUCAGAAAGUUAAGGAAAAGGAAUCUUCCUGCAGACAUCAAGGAAUCGAUAACUGAUAUUAUUACAUUCAUGCUACAAAGAGAAUAUGUGAAGGCAAGUGUUGCUUAUCUGCAGAUGGCCAUUGGAAAUGCCCCUUGGCCCAUUGGUGUCACUACGGUUGGGAUCCACGCCAGAACUGGAAGAGAGAAGAGCUUUUCCAAGCAUGUUGCACAUGUUUUAAAUGAUGAAACGCAGCGGAAAUAUAUCCAGGGUUUGAAGAGGUUCAUGACUAUUUGCCAGAAGCACUUUCCUACAGAUCCGUCGAAGUGUGUGGAAUACAAUGCACCAUGA